AUGCUUGUCCUGGAGGAACAGCGGUACAUCCAGGAGGAUCUCGAGCGCCUCGAGCAGGCUAUCGCUGAUCGCGUUCGCGACGAGCCAAAGCACGUGAGUACAGAGCGUGUAGCAUUCCCUGGUAACACCCGCUUAUUGAAAUACAAGAUUCGCGAUCGAUUGAACCGUGACCAUGAAGUUGCGCAACUGCUCGACCAGAUCCAGUCGCAAUCCAAACUUUUGCUAGACGUUUACAAAGACGAGAAUGGCACCCGCGCGCAAGAAAUCCAACAAAUCGGCACCAGUGACCCGUUUGCAGAAUUCUAUAAACAGGUCGACGACAUUCGAACCCACCACGCCCGGUAUCCGAACGAGCAAGCAGAAAACUCAGAGCAGCGAUACCGUUCGCGACGGCCGGACGAUGUCGACAUGCCCUCCAUUGUCGACACCAUUUUCAGUGGCGAAGAAGCCUUUGGCCGCUUCUUUGACCUGAACUCGUGCUACGACGCCUAUCUCAAUCUCCCCAACGUAAAGCGAUCCAACUAUCUACAGUACCUCGAAUUUUUCGACCAUUUUACGCCUGGGCAGGGAGGGCUGAAGAGAGCGGACAAGAUGACGAACCAAUACUUCAGCUACGUCGGCGGCCUGGCAGACUACUUGGAAGGUUUCAUGCGCCGGACACGGCCUCUCGAAGACGUGGACAAGACUCUAUCCUCAUUCGACGACGAAUUCGACGAGCAGUGGCAAAAGGACGAAGUGGAAGGGUGGCAAAACGAUACCCCGGCAAACGGAAGCUCCAACAAUCUCAGCUCUCCCGACGCAGUAUGGUGCGAAGACUGUGAAAAGGAGUUCAAAAACGAAAACGUAUACAAGAACCACCUGACAGGCCGAAAGCACAUCAAGGCUGCCGAGCAGAGGAAGGCGAGGCAGAGCGAGUCUGGUGGCGACGCUACCGGCACAACAGCAGUCUCAGCAACGCGACUCAAGGAGCGCGCCAUCGCCCAGCGUGAGAACCGCGUUAAGCGUCUGACCAGCGCCAUGAGCACCGAGCGCGGCGACACGAGAGUUAAUGUGGAGCGCAAGCAAGGCAUGACGGAGCGUGAGCGCCAGCAAGAAUUAGAGAACCUCUUCAAGGUCAGCGAGGAGCCGCGUCAGCCCGUCGGUGACGGCGAGGAUGACGAAGACGAAGAUGACGACAAGAUCUACAACCCGCUGAAGCUACCGCCGGGCUGGGACGGCAAGCCGAUCCCGUACUGGCUGUACCGCCUGCACGGCCUCGGCGUCGAGUUGCCGUGCGAGAUUUGCGGCAACUACGUGUACAUGGGACGGCGGGCGUUUGACAAACACUUCAACGAGGCACGCCACGCGUACGGCCUCAAGUGUCUCGGCAUUUCCAGCACGGCACUGUUCAGAGACAUCACCGACAUCAAGGAGGCUCUGAAGCUCUGGGAUAAGAUCCAAAAGUCGGAGAAGAAGGCCAAGGUGGAUGAGGGGAGCGUCGUGCAGAUGGAGGACGGAGAGGGCAACGUCAUGCCUGAGAAGGUGUAUUACGAUUUGCAGAAGCAGGGUUUGCUGUGA
Cordyceps fumosorosea ARSEF 2679 is the source of this 1557-nucleotide messenger RNA. RefSeq names its product Splicing factor SF3a60 binding domain protein. The record is from RefSeq and is a predicted model, not a curated record. The transcript has a single exon. Gene Ontology annotation, molecular function: RNA binding; zinc ion binding. Gene Ontology annotation, biological process: mRNA splicing, via spliceosome. Bases 1 to 1557 code for a protein of 518 amino acids. NCBI's taxonomy places the organism in Eukaryota, Fungi, Ascomycota, Sordariomycetes, Hypocreales, Cordycipitaceae. Gene Ontology annotation, cellular component: spliceosomal complex; nucleus.